CUGUCUUUCUUGUCAAAGUUUAAAAAACAAGAAUUCAAACUGCAACGGCGAUUAACUACAUUUUUAAAACAUCUGUUAUGAAAUUGUUUGUUUAUUUGUUCUUACCUAAACCUUACAAAUAGUGAAAGUGAGGGAUUAAUGAAAUCCUAGUGAUAUAAAUUGUUCUUCAACAUGUUACAGAAAUGGAAAGACAUACUCACAAACUGGAUAAACUGCUACUUCAGCGAUUCCGAUUCAAGAGAGGAGCGUGUAACUGCAGAAUCGUUGCUCAACAUCAUAUCGCAUUUACGCGAAAAUCUCAAUUUGGACGAAUCAAAGUCUUCGAUACUCGAAGCGCAUACGAUCGAGGAGUUUGUGCGGGAGAAAUACCCUGAUUUUCAGUUCAACAGUGGCUCUGUAGAAGCUUCGAAUGAGGACGAGCUGUGCUUGACCGCGUCCCUGCUCCUGUACUUUGUAUGUGUGAACUCUAAGGACGUGAACAUAAAGCACGCUAUGUGCAGCCAACUGGGCAGCGAAGAUCAGGAGGUCAUACUGAAGUUCAGUAAAUGUUUGAUGGAGUGUGCCCCGGUAACUUACAAAGAUGUCCAAGCAGCUAUUACUGAAGCCUGCGGUCAAGACCUGGCAGCUACCGGUCCGAGCGGCUCACGAAUGGUGUCUGAGACACCUCCAGCGCUUCGUUCUCUUCAUGGAGAAGUGCGACGCCUGCAAGCUGCAUUGGACGCUGAGCGGUUUGACCGCAACUACCUUCAAGAAGAACUGGCUCGGACUAAUUUAAGGGUGGAGACUUUAGUAAAAGACAAAGAACAAUACAAGCUGGAGAUAGUGAACCUCAAAUCGAAGAUAUUCUUAUGCUGUGGGCAAGAAUCGGACGCCCGGGGCGGUGAUGCAGGCUCUGACGGCGUCUCCAAGCUGACUCGCCAGCUUGAGGAGAUGGAGGAGCGAUUGGUGCAUACUCAAGGGCAGCUGGAUGACGCGCAGUACGAAAGGGACGCUUAUAAAGCCAAGAUUACCGAACUCAAACAAGAGCGCGACAAGUGGCUGUCCCUCAGUCAGCAGGAGAGCGCCCGAGCCAGCCAGCUGUGCGACGAGCUGGAGGCCGAACGGGGCCGCGCGCAGUCGCUGCGAGAAUUGCUGGCCGAGCUGAAGGAGCAUCAGCAGCUUAACCGGCUUGAUUCCAGCCAGCUGGAGUGCGACGACCCGGAUGCCAGUAUGCACUCGCUGCACCACAAUUUGUCUGUUUGUAGCGAAGCAUGCGCUAACGUAGUGGAGGUACAACUCGGCGAAGAAAGAGCCAAAAUUGUGGUGCUCAAACAACAAAUACAACAUUUGCAGGACCAACUAAACGAUUUGACACAGAAAACCGAAUCCGAAAAACAAUCCCUAGAAAGAGUGCUCUCUGAAAGAGAAAACGACAUCUUCAAUUUAAAACACAGAAUCAACGAAGAGAUAGAAGAGAAAAAUAACAUGUCCAUACAUUACAGUAUUGAAAUGACAAAAUUAAAUAACGACAUAAACGAAUUGGAACAAAAACUGAAGGAUAAUAACAAUCAAUCUCGAGUAAUAGUCGAAACUAAAAUGCAGGAGAUACAAACACUUCAAGAAGAGAAACUUUCUCUCUUACAAAGUCUGAACGAUGAAACUACCAAGCUGGAAAAUGUUAUUACAAAUCUCAAAUCUGAAUUAGACGCGGAAAAGGCUUCAAAAGCAAAAAUGAGAGAAGAAUAUGACAAUCACAUCAUGAAGUUAAAUGAAAAAGUUCUCAAUAGGAAUAAUGAAUUGGUUGAACUGCAAAACGAUGUGUUUGAGAAGAGCGACAGAAUUGAAGCUCUGCAUUUAGAGCUGAGAAAAGAGAAACAAGCCAGAGAGCAACUCCUCGCGAAGUAUAACAAUGAAUGUGAGCAAAUCAAUGAAAAACUUGUUGAUGCAGAAAAUGUAUUGAAACUGAAAUGUGAAGAAAUUGAACGGUUGACAGACAGGCUGAAUUAUAGCUUCGACUUUAUCAGAGAAAUGGGUCGUGAGGUUGAUGAGUUGAAGCAUGCCGUGUCUGAGCAAACUGAAAAUUGCACUUUUCUUACAAACGGCAUAAAUUUAAUGACCGUUGAAAACAAAUCGCUGUAUAGUUCCUUACAGGAAACCAAAGUGGCUCACGAGGAAAUUGAAAUGGAAAGAAAUUCGCUACUCAAUUCAAUUGCAGUACUGAAACAACAAAACAAAAAACAAAUUUCGGAAUGGAAAGACAAACAAGAGGAAUUGGACAAAGUGAAAUUAGAAUUGACAGUUGUGAAGACACAAAAAGAGAAAAAUGAAGAAGCCAAUGCGCAAUUAUCUGCCGUUCUAUUGAAUAGCGUAGAUAAAGUAUUGGACAAAUUAAGGAGAGAUAACAUCUCUAAUGAAGUUUUGAAAGAGUUACUCCAUGUUGAUAGCACCGACAUAUUGUCUAUGGAAGAGAAGUGUGAUCUCAUCGUUAAGAUGGCUGAUACUCUGACAAUUCAGGGUCUGGGAGGCGUGGAUGGAGAGGAAUGUCUCAUGGAGCCACUCAAAGAUCUGGUUGCAGAGCUACGAUGUCAACACCCUUCUAUGGAUAAUCAGUUGAAUGCCGAUGGGGCAGAAACCAGCAUGACGUUAUUACCCCAUAACUUAUCCAUUUGUAUUGAAGCCUGUGCUAAUAUGGCGGCGGUGCAACUGUAUCAAGAAAAAUCCAAGAUUGCGGUUCUCCAACAGCAAAUUCAAUCCUUGCAGGAUCAACUCAGUGAUUUGACUCAGAAAAGUGAAUCUGAGAAGCAGAUUCUGGAAGAGAGAAACAUCGAAAUUAUCAAUCUAAAACAAAGAGUAAAUGAAGUGAUCAAGGAAAAUAAUGACAUGUUGACAAUGUUCAAUAAUGAAGUUCUCAGACUCAAAAAUGAAUUGGAAAAAGAAAAAGAAAAAUAUGAUUUAUUGAACAAGACCUUGAGUGAAGAAAAACACGCCAAAGAUAAACUUGUAAAAGAGAAAAACGAUUUGUCAGAGGAAAUUGAAUCUAUUAAACAAAAUCUCGAAGAUGUUAAUGUGGCAAAUGAUCAUCUCCAAAAGGAAAUAAAUCUUGUGUCUAUAGAAAAAAAGUCGCUUUUCACUUCAUUGCAAGAAACUAAAGCUGCCCAUGAGGAAAUUCUGGCGGAGAAGGAUACUUUAACGAAUUUAAUGGCAAAAUUAGAAGAACAAAUUGAAAAACAAUUACAGGAUAUUUCGGAUCUAAAACAAAGAAUGAAUGAAGAGAUCAAAGAAAGGAAUGACAUGGCAACAAAGUAUAAUAAUGAAAUGUGCAGACUCAAUAAUGAACUAGAAAAAGAAAAUGAAAAAUAUGAUACAUUAAACAAGACUCUCAAUGAAGAAAAACACGCUAAAGAUGAACUCCUGAAAGAGAAAAAUAAUUUGUCCGAGAAAAUUGAAUCCAUCAAACAAAAUCUCUAUGAAGCUAAAGUGGCAAAUGAUCACCUUCAAAAGGAAAUAAAUCUUGUAUCUAUAGAAAAACAGUCGCUUUUCACUUCCCUUCAAGAAACUAAAGCUGCAUAUGAAAAAAUAAUGACGGAAAAGGAAACCUUCUUGGAUUCAAUUGUAGAAUUAAAAGAACUCAAUGAAAAACAAUCAGUGGAAAAUUCCGAUCUGAAACAAAAAAUACAGGAAGAGAUCAAAGAAAAGAAUGACAUGUCGAUAAAAUUGCAUAAUGAAGUUCUUAGACUUACAAAGGAAUUAGAAAAAGAAAAUAAAAAAUAUAUUACACUGAACAAAACUUUGAGUGAAGAAAAACACGCUAAAGAUGAACUCUUAAAAGAGAAAGAUACUAUGUCUAUGGAAAUGGUUUCUACCAAACAAGAUUUAGAAGCGGCUAAAGUGGCAAGUGAUCAUCUACAAAAUGAAAUAAAUCUUAUUAGCAUAGAAAAAGAGUCGCUUCUCAAUUCUUUACAAGAAACGAAAGCCGCCUAUGAAGAAAUACUAAUGGAGAAGGUAGCUCUCUCUAUUUCAAUUGCAAAAAUAAAAGAACAAAAUGAGCAUCAAAUACAAGAAAUCGUAAAAGAGAAAGGUGACUUGUCUGAUAAAAUGGAAUCUGUUAAACAAGAUCUAGAAGAAGCUAGAGUAACAAAUGAACAUCUUCGACAUGAAAUAAAUCUUAUGUCUACAGAAAAACAGUCGCUUUUCACUUCUUUACAAGAAACUAAAGCUACCCAUGAUGAUGUAUUGAAAGAAAAGGAAAGUCUGUCGAAUUCAAUUGCAAAAUUAAAAGAACAAAACGAACAACAGUUAGUAGAAAUCGUAAAAGAGAAAGAUGGUUUGUAUUUAGAAAUUGAAUCUAUGAAACAAAAUCUAGAAGAAGCUAAAGUGACAAGUGAUCAUCUACGAAAUGAAAUAAAUCUCAAUACAAUAGAAAAAGAGUCGCUUCUCAAUUCUUUACAAGAAACGAAAGCCGCCUAUGAAGAAAUACUGACAGAGAAAGAAACCAUCCUGAAUAUAAAUGCAAAAAUAGAAGAACAGAAUGUAAAACAAUCGUUGGAAAUUUCCGAUCUGAAACUAAAAAUUAAUGAAGAAAUCAAAGAAAAGAAUGACUUGUCAACAAAGUAUAACAAUGAUGUGCUGAGACUCAAUAAUGAAUUAAGUGAAGAAAAACUAGCUAAAGAUGAACUCGUAAAAGAGAAAGAUAUUUUGUCUUCAGAAAUAAAAGCUGUCAAACAAGAUCUAGAAGAAUCCAAAAUGGCAAAUGAUCACCUUCGAAAGGAAACGAAUCUCAUUAAUAUAGAAAAAGAGGCGCUUCUCAAUUCUUUACAAGAAACUAAAGCAGUCUAUGAAGAAAUACAGACAGAGAAAGAACAAAAACUAGAAGAAAUCAUAAAAGAGAAAGAUAACUUAUCUGUGACAAUUGAAAUUGUCAAACAAGAUUUAGAAGAAGCUAAAGCGGCAACUGAUCAUCUUCGAAAUGAAAUAAAUCUUAUUAAUAUAGAAAAAGAGUCUCUUCUUAAUUCGUUACAGGAAACUAAAGCUGCCCACGAAGAAAUACUGACGGAGAAAGAAAUUCUCGAGAAUUCAGUAGUAAAGAUAAAAGAACAAAAUGAAAAACAGUUAGUGCAACUAAAAGAAAAACUUGACAAAAUUAAUACAGAGUUUGCAAAUGUAAAGACAGAAAAAGACAGAUAUGAAGAAAUGCAUGACCAGAUGUCAACCAUCCUACUGAAUGGCGUUGACAAAUUACUAAAUAAUCUCAGAAAAGAAAAUGUCACUAAUGAAACUCUUAAAAAGCUGAUAAGCGUGGAAUCUGCUGCAUUAAGCAUGAACGAAAGGUGUAAUCUUGCUAUAAAUUUAGCGGAAACUUUAACAACUGAACUGGCUCUGAGAAAGAAUCUAGAAAUGGCUCUAGAGCAUGAAAACACGGCGUUGAGUGAAAUGAGACAGAUGUUGGGUCAGAAGGACAUUAAAGUGCUGGAGUUGCAGACGGAAGUCAACAGACUGCAGCAGGUCAUCAAUGAUAACAAAAUUGAAAUGUCAAAGCAGAAAGAGUUAUACGUCACCUCUAUAGACACAAGAAACAGAGACAUACAGACACUAGAAAAAGAAAACGAGUCGCUCUCAAACGAACUCAACGACGUGAAAACGCAGCUGGAAAUAAAAGUACAUUCUCUGAAAGAGAAAUUAAUUGACAACGAACAUUUAACCGAUAAGCUGAAGAAAACUUACGAGUGUCAGAUUGAGAAUUUAAACGUUAUGGUGGCAAAAUUGACGAACUAUUUGAAGGACAAGACGAUCGAGUUGGAAGCGUUGCGAAAGGAUAAAGAGAAAUUGCAAGAAGCAGUUAAUGAUAACAGCAAAGUUGUAAAAUCGCUCGAGGAGGAAGUUAAAGUUCAAAAACAUAAUCAAGAAAAAUUACUUGGAGAAUUUGAAUCGGAAAGACUAGUUCUCAAAAACAUGGUCACUGUCACCGAGUCAGUCAUGGAAGACCAGAAACUUAGCUUGAGCAAUGUUAUUGCUGAACAUGUUAAAGUUAAUGACACGUUAAAAGAAGAAAACAAAGCAUUAAAAGAAGAAUUAGAAUCUAAAAUAAAGAAUACUGAAGUAAAACUUCAAGAAAAGGAGACUUUAUUCGAAAAUGCUCUAAAAGAGUUGACAGUAAUGAAAAUUGCGAAAGAGAGUAAUAAAAAAGAAUUUGAACAUGCAAAGGAUCAGUUAGUAAAUGAAAUCACAGCGUUGAAAAAAGAGCUAACUUUGAAAGUAUCUCAAGUAGAAAUAUUGGAAUUGAAAAACAAGGAAAUGACUCAAGUUGUGGAACAAUGUAAAAGUGAAAUUGAUAACAUGAAAAAAGACAAUGACGAAUUAAAAAUUAAAAUGGACUUGCAACAAACAGAAAUGACGAAUAAAGUUGACAAAUUAACUAAAACAAAUGACGAACAAACUGAACUCAACAAGAAACUCGAACAAGAGGUUGAAGAAGAACGUCAAAAAAAUAUAGCAGCAGAAGAAAGGGUUAAAGAGCUGUCUGAUCAACUAAAUGAACUUACUGUCACUAACGACAAUCUAAGACGAGAAAAAAUGUAUUAUCUCAACAAAGCAGAAGAAUUGAAAACUGAAUUCGAUACAGUUGCAGAUUCGUUGAAUGAGGAAAUUAAAAAAUUACGUGUUGAAAAUACAAACUUGAAGAAAACUGUGGAAGAAAAUCAAAUCGUGAUCACAAGACUAGAACAGUCAGUACAGCUAGAGAAAGAACAAAACAAUGAAUUACGACUGGGCAAUGACAACGAAAGGCUAAAUUUAGAUAACAAGUGCUCACUACUACAAGAAUAUCAACUGAAAGCAGAAAGGCAGAUGGAAGACCAACAAAAAGACAUCGACCUGUUGCACAAAGAAAUUAACACGUUAAAAACUAUCGCAGAACUACAAGAAAACGACUUGAAAGAGAAAUGUGACAUAAUUCAAGAAAAGGAUGAACAAAUAAACAACAUCAAUAAAGAUUUGGUCGAAAUGAAAGCCGCUAAAGAAAAAAAUCAAGCAGAAUUGGAAUCCAAAAUUACUGAAGUUAAUUACUUGAAGCAGAAGAUGACUAACGAUGAUGUUCAAAGGGCUUUGAGAAGCGAGGAGUGGGUCAAAGCUAUAGGACAGAAAGACACGUUUGCCGUUGCCGUUUCUGAAAAGACCGGAAGUCAUAAAAACUCAUGUAAUAUCGAAAAGGAUUACCGCGAGUUCCACCACCAGGUAGAUAACACCACCUCUGACCUUACUCACUCAUCAAUGGAGAGCAUUAAGACCAUUUCAGAUUUAGAAAGGAUCAUUCACGACAAGAACAGGACUAUCACCGCCCUCCAGAGCGACAUAACAUACCUCAAGUCGCUCAUCGCAGACUCGGAGAACAAACUAUUGGACGUCACCAAAGAACUAGAAGUCAGCAAGGAGAACUGUCAGCAGUUGUCAGGGCAGCUCAAGAAAAUAGUCCACCAGAAGAAUGAGGAAAUCGCCGAACUCAAAAAGCAAUUGAACAAAAUGAGCGUCACAGAGAACAGAGCCAGUCAGAUCAUCAAAGUGUCGGCGAAGUACCAGGCGAUCAUACUCAAGAGGAUCGCCGAGAUCAAGUCCAAUACCGUAUUGAAAGAGUUGACCAACUUCGGCAACUCCGCGAACGGCGACAACGAGCUUCGGCGAAGCUUAAACGCGGGCACCGUCACUAUGGAAGACCUCGAGAAUUUCUUGGAGACCACGGACAAGCAUCUGAAACGGUGCUCCGAGAAGCAGAUCGCCCUACAAAAGGAGAGGGACAGGUUGACCGAAGUGAACCGAAUAAACGAGUCGGAGAUAAUCAACUUGAAGAAGUUUUUGACGGAGCUGUCGGUGAGCUUCAAGACGUUCAGCACAGUGAAGGAACUGUACGCGCAGAAGUUCAGUCGGGUCGUGUCGGUGCAGCGGACGGCGAGGCGAGAGGUCCUGAGUCUGGAGGGGCAGAUAAACGACGCGACCAUGUGCAAGCUGGAGAGAGCCUACGCGGCGGCCAUGCAGGACCUGGCCGAGUGCGCCAUGAAUAUGGAGCGCUGGGUGGAGCGGUGCAUCGGCCGCACGAUCUCGCCCGAGAAGAUCAAGCAGGCGUUCACCAACGACGAAGACCGCGCGUCCUUCGCGUCGACGACCUUCCAGAACGCCGGCUUGGAAGUGCAACUGGAGGAGCUAGAGAGCUCCUUCCAGAAGCUUCUCGAAGAAGUGGUCCGCGCGCAGAAGGGCGAAGGCUCGCGCGACGCGCAGGCGGCCACGGUUCUGGCGGUGCGUGCGGAGUACGAGGACAAACUCAACCGAAUGAAGGCUAAAAUGAAACAACUGUACCAGGAGCAAAUCGCGGUUUAUAAGGAGAAGCAGCGGGAGGAGGUGAUGAUGCUUGAGCGAGAGUUGGUCAAAACUCGGGAGAAACUCGCCGAGUCGAGCAAGGCGUAUGAGGAGCAUAUUCGCGCGCUGACGACGGAGCUCUGGAGUGUUGGGGAGAAGUUCCUCACGAAGAAGGACGAGGCGGACUGGCUGAGGAAGAAACAGCGGUCCGGCUCGCUCAUGUCGCUGCAGCACGUGCAUUCGUCCGGGCUAGUGCCGGCGCCCCCUGAGCCAUCGCGGCCGUCGGACACACACUCCCUUCGUUCUUUGCCCGUCCACAACAACACGAAUACCAACAAGCGAGACAAAGAAGGCCGCGGCCUUCACAUGUCAGACGAGGAGGGGGAGGUGUUCGACAACCGCUGGCUCAAGGAGCUCGCCUCCACCCCCCGCGCGUCACCCCCGCGCGACCCCCGCCGCCUGUCCGAGCUGCGCUGGCGCAACUCGCUGUGCCCGCCGCAUCUCAAAAGCUCCUACCCCGCCGAGACUCAGUUCCAGCCCGUGGCUGACGAGGAGGACAUCAAGUUCAGCCUGGGCAACAUGAGCUCGCUGGGGCGGCAGCACCGCAAGGAGGUUGGCAUCACCGCCUACAAGAAGCCGGGCCCGCCCACGCCCAGCAAGAACGCGGGAAGGCUCUCCGCCACGGAUUCCGAGUUGCGCGUGGAAGCCGAGCCGCAGCCCUCCCGCAAGACAAGCACUCCGUCGCGGCUUCGCUCGCUUUUCCGCUCCAAUAAAAACGACACCGCCGAAGGCACACCUCGCAGCAGGAGAUUAAGUAUUUUCCGGAAAAAGUAAAGGAUAAAAUAGUAAUAUGAUGUUAACAAAAUUAUUAAAUACAUCCAUUAAUUUAUUCUUUUAAA
Ostrinia furnacalis (Asian corn borer) is the source of this 9221-nucleotide messenger RNA. Its product is annotated as centromere-associated protein E. The transcript is spliced from 22 exons. The record is from RefSeq and is a predicted model, not a curated record. Bases 172 to 9156 code for a protein of 2994 amino acids. Lineage: Eukaryota; Metazoa; Arthropoda; Insecta; Lepidoptera; Crambidae.